UUUGGAACAAAGUGCAAUGGCUGUUUGCAAUCCAUUCCCUCUAGUGAACUAGUGAUGCGGGCACUUAGCAACGUGUAUCACCUAAGAUGCUUCACGUGUGUCAUCUGUAGGCAACAACUCAAGAAAGGAGAUGAGUUUGUACUGAAAGAGAAUCGUCUCUACUGCAAGGAAGACUACACAAAAGAACAGAGCACUAUUGAGCAAAAAGUUUCACGUAAAGAAAGUUCUGAUGGUAGAAAGGGACCCAAGAGACCAAGAACGAUUCUCACAACACAACAGAGAAGAGCUUUCAAGGCAUCCUUUGAAGUCUCAUCCAAACCUUGCAGAAAAGUACGUGAGUCCCUUGCAGCUGAAACAGGACUCAGUGUCCGUGUUGUACAAGUAUGGUUCCAGAACCAAAGAGCUAAGAUGAAGAAAUUAGCCCGGAAGAAUAUGACGGAGCAGGAAGCGGCAGCUCAGAGAAGGAGUGGCCAGAGUCGGAGACGCAACAAGGACAAGAAUGAUGACGAUUCAGACAGUGAUGACAGCACAUGUGUCAAGAUGGAUGACGACGAUGAUGAUUUCUCAUUCGAUGACCUCAGCAACCAUGAAUUUGACAUGGGUCAGGGCAUGACCCCACACAUGACCCCACCAAUGAUCGACCCUCCCCCGUACCCAGAGUCCUCCAUGUCACUCACCAUCCCACCACCCCAGGGGAUGACCUCCACCUCACCGAUGUACCACCACGAGCACAUGUUCAUGGCUGACGGACCCCCACCCACAGACAGCGGUAUCGACGAUGACUUAAUAUCGACGAGUCAGGGUACCUCUCUGCACAGUAGCGGUAGCGAGUGCGAGGGAAAUGGUAUGGUGCACCACAGGCUCGGCAUCAGUAAUCCUAUCGACAAACUGUAUUCAAUGCAGGAUUCCUACUUCAAUGCAAUUGAAUGAACUCUGAGUGCCUCAACUCAAACCAAUAACAAUCCUCUUGUAAUAUAGGUAUACAGUAUAUUUGCAUGGACUACUUAUUUAUUUAUUUAUUUGUUGUGGACAGUUUUCCUCCUCAACCCAUUCCACAAGCUGUUCUCAAGGAUUCAAAGUUGGAGUAACACUUCCCCCGAUUUACAACAUAAAGAAUGCGUCCAACUCAUCUCUAUAAAAAAAAAACUGUAAAUAUUACAACAGAACCUGCCAUUUCAAAAGACAGCAGAAAACCAAGCCACUGGUAACACUCAACAUCAACCAAAGGUAGAUAUACACAGUAUCACUACAUACUAGCCUGACCAUCUGACGUCACACUUCGAGGAUCGUAAAUUACGCCAGAGAUCUGCCGUCGAGUGACGUCCAUAAUCACCUUUGACCUCGCAUGGCCAUUAUGGUUCUGGAAUUUCGCAGCUAAAUCCGCCGUACAUGUGUAGGCAUAUACAUAAAAAAACAUCCGUCAUUAACAUUGCGGAUUAGGACAAGGGACCAGUCUAAAUUUCGACAAGCUUCAUACAAAGACAAGUUGAACAUAAUCGGGCACAAGAGGGAGGUAGAGAGAGACAGUGCGCACAAUCACAGCGUCAUCCUUUAAAGUUUGUAUUAAUGUUUAAAAACAAGGCAGCCCCAACGGGCUAGAUAUUGUACUAAUUUUUAAAAUCACUCUGUCAUAUUUUUCUUUCUCAGUCUCUGUGAAUGUGUAGGCCUAUGCAAAUAGAAUGAUUCUUUAUUAUAAAUCUUUCAAACCAUAGGGAUUUAAUGUCUUAGUAGAAUAUUCCACAAUUUGCUGUGCAAAAGACGAUCUUUUUUUUGGCGCACAUAUACAUAAAAAAACGUUUGAUCAAGCAAGUUUGUUUUUGUUAAGUUUUUUUUUUUUUUUAGAUCGUCUUGAAAGCUUCAAAAAUCUCUUCAGAUAUGUUGUAGUGUAUAUUUUUUGAACUUUUCAAAAGUUUAACAGCACACUUUAAGAGUACCAAUAUUUAUGGAAAACAAUUUCUUUUCCAAACAAGCAGACAAGUUGGGAAGUUAAUUUAUUGAAAACAAAUUCAAAGUUAGGCCUACAUAUUACCGAUAUUAAUAAUAGUGUUCUGUUUAUACCAAUAAUGGAGCUUUUACCUUUGUGAAUUAUUCUUCCCUUUUUGGCUUAAACAUGGAGGAAUAAAUUAAGUUCAGAUAUACACUGCCAGUCUGUUCUUAUGUUAAAUUUGACUUUCUUAAUUUUAACAAUUUGCUUAAACCCUGCGCCCAUUGUUCGGUCAGACAAAAAUGUUUUGCUUUCUUGAUUAAUUAACAUAAUUAUUUAUCUUAAAGAUUUUUUAAAAAGAGAAAAAGUAUUCCACAAGGACCUAUUUAUUGUUUAAAAAAGGCUGAUGAGCCAUUUAUACAAAGUUUAUUAUUAAUGUAUAUAUAUUAGAUGUUUUUUCUGUGCUCUCUGUUAUUGUACUUUCACUAAUUUAUUCAUUACCUAAUCUGCUUCAUGAAUAUUCAACACGUGAGCAUUGAACAACUUUUACGUAGGAUUGACAUAGAUCUGUAUAUUUACUUGUGUGUAUUUUCCCUGCCAGUUUACAGGCAGAUUAUGCUUUUGGUAAUUAAUUAACAAGCCAACAGGUGUUAAUUAAAAUUCCUAACACUCCUACCAGAACAAUGA
Messenger RNA from Asterias rubens (European starfish), 2611 nucleotides. RefSeq names its product LIM/homeobox protein LMX-1.2-like. The coding region runs from base 55 to 930 and encodes 291 amino acids. Gene Ontology annotation, biological process: neuron differentiation; regulation of transcription by RNA polymerase II. The transcript is spliced from 5 exons. The record is from RefSeq and is a predicted model, not a curated record. Gene Ontology annotation, cellular component: nucleus. NCBI's taxonomy places the organism in Eukaryota, Metazoa, Echinodermata, Asteroidea, Forcipulatida, Asteriidae. Gene Ontology annotation, molecular function: DNA-binding transcription factor activity, RNA polymerase II-specific; RNA polymerase II transcription regulatory region sequence-specific DNA binding.